This is a messenger RNA of Sinocyclocheilus grahami, 1057 nucleotides long. RefSeq lists its product as uncharacterized. The coding region runs from base 209 to 1057 and encodes 282 amino acids. Lineage: Eukaryota; Metazoa; Chordata; Actinopteri; Cypriniformes; Cyprinidae. The record is from RefSeq and is a predicted model, not a curated record. Gene Ontology annotation, molecular function: peptidyl-prolyl cis-trans isomerase activity. The transcript has 2 exons.
UCACUGCACACAACUCUACUGACCAGUAGGGCUUUACAUUUCAACACAAUUCUCAUCCAUUGAUCAUUUUCUGCAUUCUUCACUGCAGACCAUUUCAACGAAGACCCUUUUACAAAAUCUGCAGGAAAUGGACUGACCUCAGAUGGGAUUUAUGUCAUGUGGCGAUGCAUUUCCAUGAUAAUUCUAAUAGAGUCCACCGUGUGGGGACAUGGAACCAGAACCUGAAGAAGCAGAGGAGACAACGUUGGAGUCGGAGAUGUUUGUGAAAACAGUUUGUGACAAACAGGAGAUGAAGAGUGAAGAAGCUAUUUUGCAGCCUUGGCAGGUGUUUGAAGAACCAAUCACGGAGCUGCAGAGAAUGAAUAUUACAGAAAAAGAGGGUGGGAAGAAAGCAGUAGAAGACAACAAGAAUGAAGAAGGAAGUGAGAUGAAAAAUGGAAUGGAUAAUAAAGUGGCAGAAGAGAUGAAGUGUGCUGAAAACUUAAGCAACAUGCCAACAGAUGCUAAUGACUCAAGCAGCGACCCAACCAAUGAGCCCAUCUCCUCAAAUUCUCGCACCAGCCCACCUGAGGCCAAUGAAUCAGACAUAAAGGACAGCAGAAAACUGACAAAGACUCCCAGCUUUGGGAAAACAGUUCGUUUUAUGGAAAUUGAAGCAGUGGAAGAAAGGGACAGCUCAGUGGACACUCUUUUUCCAGACUUUGAGAUAGAAGAGUGGACCACCACCAGCUUUGAGGAGCUGUUUCUGGCAGAUGACUGGAAGGACAUUACAGAUAACCGUCUGCUAAAGAAGAAGGUGUUACAGGCCAGUCCCGAGAAUGUCCUGACCCCGGCUUGGGGUCAAGAGGUCACACUGAAAAUGCAGGGUGUGCUGGAGGAUAGGACUGUGGUGGAGAAAGACUGCAAGCUGGUCUUCAUUAUCGGAGAGGGAGAUGUCAACCAGGUGAGGCACCUGACAGGCAGAGGAGGGGCAGCCGCACACACACUCAAAGCCUUGGAACACCUGCCUGCAUCUUGUCUAUCACCUCGCACCUGCUGCCUGCUGAGUUUUCCAUAG